Acanthaster planci (crown-of-thorns starfish) is the source of this 3094-nucleotide messenger RNA. RefSeq names its product sulfotransferase 1A1-like. The record is from RefSeq and is a predicted model, not a curated record. Gene Ontology annotation, molecular function: sulfotransferase activity. NCBI's taxonomy places the organism in Eukaryota, Metazoa, Echinodermata, Asteroidea, Valvatida, Acanthasteridae.
GGUUCAUAUACAUUUAUACAUGAUCCCAGGCGAGACUUGGUCAGCCUGAGGUCUGUGCUGCUAAAUGCGCGCGUACGUUUAGCAGUCGUCAAAAUGUCUUCCCCGCAGGUGCUUCGGGCGAAAAUUCCAGCCAAAAUGGAUAGAGUGUGCGUACAGGGCGUUUGGUGGCCAGAGUUAGUGACCGAACAGUCCCUGGAGGCCAUUAAGAAUUUCGAUGUAAGAGACGAUGACGUGUGGGUCGCUACAUGGCCGAAAGCAGGUACCCAUUGGGUCGCUGAAAUCUGUCACCUUAUCUUUAAUCAUGGCGAGGUGGAUAAGGUUGAUAGAGCUCAGCAGCCGAUGCCAUUGGAGUUUGACGUCAGACCAGGUGACAAUAGACUCCCCCGCUACAAGGCUGCGCCAUCUUGGAAGUCGCCUCGCGUUCUGGUCACCCACGUUCCCAAGAGAUUCCUCCCUGACCAACUGCUGGGGGGCAAAGGAAAGGUGAUCACUGUCAUCCGAAAUCUCAAGGAUUCGCUGGUUUCCGAUUACUACUUUGUUAAAGGAUGGGACCCGGAAUCCACUCUGACGUUCGAAGAGUACCUGCAGAAGUAUCUGUAUUCAGGAAAAGUGGAAUUCACGCCUUGGUUCGAUCACGUGGCCGAGUAUUGGUCUGAGCGUCGCAGCCAGCAGUACCUGCUUCUGAAGUACGAGGACAUGAAGGCGGACACGCGAGGGGCUGUUAUUCAGAUCGCCGACUUCUUAGGCCGCGUCCUGUCAGACGAGGUGAUCGACAAGAUUGUCGGCCUGGUGACCGUCAAGAGCAUGAAGGAGCGGUACAACGUUGCUGGAGAGCUGGCAGCGCCAGGAACAGGGAUGAAAGGCAAAGUUGGCGCGCCCAACCUCAUGCGAAAAGGCAUUGUUGGAGACUGGAAGAACACUUUCACUGUUGCUCAGAACGAGACCUUUGACAAAUACUACCGAGAAAAGAUGGCUGAUUCGGAUCUAAAACUGGGUUCCUUGUAAACAAUUCGAAAAAGGCAUGCUGUGGCCAUGAAAUUAUGGAAGGGCUGCGUAGCACCGAGAUCAGAAUAUUGACAAGAAUAUAAUAUAAAAUCAGCGCUCUGAAAUAUGUAAGAGUUCAGAGCACUGAUUAUAUGUUAUAUUCUUGUGAAUGUGCAUUAGCCAUAAAGGCUUCAGACGAAAAGGACACUUAACUCUGAGGCUGCAUCCGAAUCUCUCGUCUAGAGCUAGGUUUAGGUCUUCACUCCAUUGGAAAUGCGUGGAGACGCAUACACAAUAGACCUAGCCGUAGCUCUGGAAGCCCGUUUCGGACACGGCCUUACAUAUACGAGGAACGCUUUCGGUGAAAAGCUAUGGAUUACCAUGGUACCACCGUAGAGGUGGAACGCAUGCAGAAACUUCGUUUUAUCUGACCCGUAAAAGGGUACAUCGGGCUUGGGGGCUAAAAUGUUUAGGUUACCAGGAAUAAAUCCUAUGGGACUUGAAAAAAAAAUAUGAAAUUACCCAUAUAGUGUCUGAUUCUAAUUCUGCAUCAAUUUGGGGGCAUUUUAAGAGAAAUGAGUUUACAUUAGUAUGAAGUUGUCGAAAAUUAUAACUUCACGUCUUUCAGGAAGAAUGAUCCUGAUCAAAGCAAACGUUCCCGCUGUAUAAGAUAUAAAGUUUCAGUUCCUUCAAGGCAGGGCACAAUCUUAUGUUGUUGCGGGGCGCAGGGCACUUAGAAAUGGCGUACGGCAUGCGCCGUGGUUACACUGGUUCUGCUGAUGCUGAAAUGGCGCUUUUAUAAUUGCUCGCGCCGGGAACCAUUUUUAUGGUAUUGACAAGAAUAUAAUAUAAAAUCAGUGCUCUGAAACAUGUAAUUGCCGAGCUUUUGGUAACUGAGUACCUUCUUCAGGGCAAGCAGGUUCAGUUCACCAUAUUGUGGUACUGGGUCAGCAUACCAUGUCUAAAGUGGAGAAAGAAAUGUCAGGCAAAUGCUUCCGAAGACGAUCAAAACAGGCAUGCAUUUAUUGAAGAUUUCAAGAAGAGUUAAGUAACAAGAACUAUGGUCUAUCUGCAUACGUCCUAAUCUAGCACCCCUAAUUUUCAACCCAAAUUAAAUAAAUUUUUAGGGGGUUAUCCUUGCAUUUUAAUGAAAUUUCACAAAAUUUGGACUGUUCUUCAGACUCUGAAGUACCUGUAGAACGCAUAUUGCAAGGACUAAGAGAUGUCUUUACACGCAGGUCUUAAGUAAAUUUGCAAGGGGCUAGCCUUCCAUUUUAAUUACAUUUUCAUUAAUUCCUGAGUUUUUUUCAAAUCCGUCCAUGGCUUGGAGAUGGCUCGGAAUACAUUCACACUGCUGAGAGAUGAGUUUUAGGCGAACUCAAGGGGAAUUCGGCACUCGAAAUUUUGGGCCAAGGCUAAAAUUGCAAAAUUUUGACUUUUUCUUGCAAAUUGUUCUAAAAUGAUUGUAGGUGACUCCGCAUGCAUUCCAAGGACUAACAGACGUGUUUUAUGUAAGUCUGAAGUAAAUUUAACACUCAAAAUGUAAGACAAAAAAUAAAUAAAUUCCCAAGGGGUUAAUCUGGCAUUUUCAGGUUUCAGGAAAUUGUGUCUUUUCAAAUCCAGUUCUUCCGAAUUGCUUGUAAAUGAGUUAGCAUGAAUUCCAAGGACUAAUAGACGUCUUUCAUGCAAGUCUACAUUAAGGUCAACACUCAAGCUUUUGGACAAAAUUAAACAAAUUUGAAAGGGGUUAGCCUUGCAUUUUAAUAAAAUCUUCACAAAAAUUUCACUUUCAUCAAAUACCUCCGAAAUACUUAGAAAGCGGCAUUCAAACGACCAAUAAAAGGUUUCAUGGAAGUUUCAAGCGAAUUCAGUACUCCAAUUUUUGAAAACAAAAUUAAAUUAAUGUACAAGGGGUAAGCCUUCAAUUUUAAUUAUUAUCAUUUUUUUAAAAUCUGCUUUUCAUAAAAUUCCACCAAGUUGCAAAUAGAUGACUCAGCAUGUAUCGCAAGGACGGUCAUUUAUGCAAGUGUGAAGUAAAUUCAACACUCAGAAUUUUGGAACAAAAUUGAAUAAAUUUGCAAGGGUUAGCCCUGCAUUUAAUUAAUUCAAA